UGUAAUGUCGAUUCUCCGUUUCAGCGUCAAUAAAAAUAUCAAAGUGUGUGGUAUAUCUGAACGCAUAAAAAAUAGUUGGAUGAUCUGUAAGAUUUGUUUUGAAAGAAAUUAUUGCUAUUUGUAUGAUAGCAUUAUCUAAGACAGUUUACGCACAAUAUUCGUCGAAGCAAAUGCAUGAACAAAUUUAAUAACAUGGCUGACUCCAGAUAAAAACAGUGAUUGGAUUACCUACCACAAGACUCCCAUGAACACCUCAUCAACAAUCACAAAAAUGUACAUACUCUUCAUUUCAACUUUAUGUAAUGUAUUUUUAUUUGUAUCCAGAACAAGUUGUACAAAUGAUAGCGAAAAAUCUACAAACACUUUUUAUGAUGGAGUGCCGAAAAUUCUUGCAGAGUUUGUUUUAGAUGAUAAUACAUAUUUCACACACUUAACGUAUGACAAAAAAAGGAAUUUGCUGUAUGCAGGAGCAACUAAUCGUAUUUUUCAGUUGGACAUGGACAACAUAAAAUUAAUACAUGAGGUAAAAACGGGGCCGAAAUUAGAUUCACCUCAAUGUCAUACAGGAGGGUGCUCGCAAGAUGAUAUUGAAACGUAUGAAGCAAAUAAUCAUAACAAAAUUCUUAUAUAUAACGAUGUUGGCGAUACGUUAAUUGCCUGCGGCAGUGUUUACCAGGGAGCAUGCCAGAUUUAUUACCUCAAUGGACGCUUUCCAGACUCUUCAAAAUAUAUUGAAGUAGCUUUGGCAGCAAAUGAUGAAUUUUCAUCCACAUAUGCUUUUAUCGGGCCGAGUAAAUAUCAAGCCUGGAAAAAAGAAGAUAUUCUCUACGUCGGAACAACUUUCACAAAUGUUGGUGAUUAUCGUCACGAUGUUCCAGCCAUCUCUUCAAGAAAGUUAGAUGAUCUUGACUACGCAGAAUUUUCAAUCCAGCAAUCAAAUAUAAACAUUGAUGUUAAAUACCGUGAUCACUUUUUAGUAAACUACAUGUAUGGAUUUAACAGCUCGGAGUAUGCUUAUUUCGUCGUCGUACAGAAAAAAUCCCACCUGGCAGAUGAGGCCGGAUUUGUUACGCGAUUGGCAAGAAUAUGUGUGAAUGAUCCAAACUAUGAUAGUUAUACAGAGGUAACUAUUUCAUGUCUUGUCGAUGGUGAAGAUUACAACAUCGUUAGGGAUGCUAAAAUAACUCAAGCUGGAACCAAACUCAGUCAGGAUUUAGGUUUAAAAAAAGAUGAUUUUGUGUUGGUUGCCGUUUUUUCCCCGUCGAAGGAGAUUACAAAUGAACCACAAAAUAAUUCUGCAAUGUGCAUAUAUAGUCUUAUUGAAAUCGAAGAAAUUUUCAAUGAAAAUAUACACUCUUGUUUCAACGGCAGCAUCAAAGACAGAAAUCUAGGGUAUAUUUCUGGAACAAUUAACGAUGGAAAGUGUCCAAAUGUCGGUUCAAUAGGAAACAUAUUCAGUUUUUGUCAAGUUGGAUUGAAAAUAAGUGGUGUAACACCUAUUGUGUCUCGAUCUCUAUUUGUGUUCCAAAAUGAAUCGGUUACAUCUGUAACGACAGCAAACACUGGACCACAUACUUUAGCAUUUCUUGGAACCAAUGAUGGAUGGAUUAAAAAGGUUCUCUUAUCAGGAUCAGCCGCUGGAGAGUAUGAAAAGAUAGAAGUAGAUCCAGGUACCAAGAUUUUGACAGACACAAUGAUCGCUCCAAGAAAUGAUUUCCUGUACGUUUUAUCGACAAAAAAGAUAAUUAAAAUAAGCAUCGAACAUUGUAGUACAUUUCUGAACUGUUCCAGUUGUUUGGAAUCUAGAGAUCCAUUCUGUGGUUGGUGUUCCCUUGAAAAACGUUGCACAGUUCGUAGUGCAUGCCAGAAAGAUACCAGUACAUCUCGAUGGCUUUCAAUAAGUACCGGACAACAAUGCAUUGAUUUUGAAAACGUUUCCCCGGAUAACAUUCCUAUUAAUCAAAUGGCAACCGUGAAUCUUAUAAUUCGUACUUUGCCAGAACUACCGUACAACGCAAAAUACAAGUGCGUUUUUGGAAAUUCGACACCCAUUGAUGCAAACGUCACAAAUGAGGGCUUAAUUUGUCGAACACCACCGAUUUCUAAACGUCCUUCAAUUUCGGUUAGCAGUGAUCAUAUUUUAGUUCCUUUAAGUGUUCGAAGCUCAGAAACUAAUAAAGACUUUGUUUCACGCAACUUCGCAUUUUAUGAUUGUUCGCGUCAUGAAACCUGUGUAAAUUGCUUGCGAAGCCGUUGGGGUUGUAACUGGUGCGUCUACGACAACAAGUGUGUUUAUAAAACGUCAUCCUGUCGAAAUUCUGGCAAUAUUUCCAACAGCGAAAGCAUGUGUCCGCAUUUUAAAAAGAAAUCACGGACAAUUCUUUUACCAAAUAAGGUUCCUAAAGAAAUAAAACUAGAGAUUGAAAAUUUACCAAGACCACAAAGCGCACAUACUGGUUUUCUAUGUACGGUAAACAUCGAAGGGGCUCAUAUGGUUCUACCAGCAAGAGUAGAAUCAAAUAAAUAUGUCGUCUGUGAAAAAACGCCGAAAUAAUAUCUAUUCCAUAAACUCCAUUGUUAAUUUAAUUUGGUAGCGAUAUACAAUUACAAUUUGUGAAAAGGACAAACUUAAUUUGUUUGGUUCCGAUAUUUGAUAAACAUGAUUUUUCCAACCAACUUCAGAUUCCUGACACGGCCUCGAUAAAAUCCGAUUUUGUUCCAUGAAUAUUAAAGCAACUUUGAUCAGUGAGUAAAUGAUUUGUUCAAGAGUUAUAAGUCUCUUAGGUAAAUUUCACUAUUUUUUUAUAAGUUUCUUUUGUAAUUUUCACUAAACAAUGAAUAAUUGUCCAGUUUGUUCUUCGUAUUUUACGCCUCUAACGAUUUUUCCCAUCUUUUCCUUGAUAAUGCUUUUACGAUUUGUAUUUAGUUUGCUUAUGCUUAUUUAAAAAAUCCAUUUUGUUUUGUUAUUUCUUCUUCUGCUCUCGAGACGUUUUU
Messenger RNA from Culex quinquefasciatus (southern house mosquito), 2994 nucleotides. RefSeq names its product plexin-B (gene PlexB). The transcript has 7 exons. NCBI's taxonomy places the organism in Eukaryota, Metazoa, Arthropoda, Insecta, Diptera, Culicidae. Gene Ontology annotation, cellular component: semaphorin receptor complex. The record is from RefSeq and is a predicted model, not a curated record. Gene Ontology annotation, molecular function: semaphorin receptor activity; protein binding. Gene Ontology annotation, biological process: positive regulation of axonogenesis; regulation of cell shape; sensory neuron axon guidance. The coding region runs from base 245 to 2554 and encodes 769 amino acids.